Molecule: messenger RNA, 735 nt
Organism: Atta colombica
Lineage: Eukaryota; Metazoa; Arthropoda; Insecta; Hymenoptera; Formicidae
Exons: 4
Coding region: 28-735 (235 amino acids)
Source: RefSeq, a predicted model, not a curated record
UUGAACGUAAUCGAUUAAAAGAAAAAAAUGAAGACCGUUAUUUUCAUCUUGGCAUUACUAUGUACAGUUUAUGCAUUGGAACAAAAGGAGACAAAUUCUUCGCUCAGUCUUGAGCGAUUAGUGGAUGUAGAAAAGGCAGCCACCCAAACUAUACUGUACGGUCUAUUAUUUUUCGAAGAGCGAAUGUCGCAGAAUUUAGAAGUGCACCUUGAAAAAAUAAAAAAAAACGCUUUAGAUGAUAUUACCAAUACUAUUAACAGAGCACUAGAAAAUGUCAAUCUGUCCAUUCAUAAUGGAGAAGAAGAGGGUAAAAAUGUAGACAAGUGUUACUAUUAUGCGAAGAAUAAUCUAGAAUCGAAAAGGAUAAAUGCGGUUGCUGGAUUGGAUAUGUGCAUCCAAAAGGGUCGCAUGGCCAUGGAAGACCCAUUAGCAAACGUAAUCAGCAGUAUUCAGGCGGCGAAAAAAUUACUAAGUGAUUUGAACGAUAUCAUACCAAAUUGUGAUUCUACAAGCUUCCUUAGAAAGCAAGCUUGUGUCUUGAAAAACCUUUCCUUAACCAAAGAAUCACUGAAAAGUGUCACUAAGAAUUCUGGGGAGACGGUACUUACCGCAACAGGCAAAUACAUGAAAACACUUGUAAAAGUGAAAAGUUGCAUCAUAAAGAAUAAUGCUGAGACUCACACUUUCAGCAUGAAUAUCGUUAGUUAUACUAAUCAUUGCAUAAGAAUUGCAUAG